ACAAGCCAUUACAGGAGAGUAUAGAAAUGCUGUUGAUGAUAACGUAGAAAGCUGAAGUUGACAAAAUGACGGACUGCAUGUGUCGGGGGUGUUAUUCAGGCUCGGGGGCCUCACUGCAUUACAUCCCAAAGGACCCGGAGAUCCGACAGAAGUGGAUCGAUUUCAUUUACAAAAACCGCACGGCGCCGAAAUUAAAAAAUGUGGAUCGUAUAAGGAUCUGCAGCGCUCAUUUCACAGAGGACUGUUUUACUAAUUACCGGCAGAAAAUGAUGGGCUUCGGUAAAAGGCUCAUUCUUAAACCUAAUGCUGUCCCGACUGUAGCUGUACAGCUCAAGUUCCCAGCACCGAGCAGGACUCGACAGGAGAAAGUGGAAGAAACCACAUCUGAAACACGCCUGUGCCCCUUGUGUCAAAGAAGUCAAAAGGACAGCGAUGCUCUUUCUUUACACCUAACUAAAAAACACAGCGUGCAUCCAGCAUGUCUCAAUAACCUACUCAUCACUGCACCUUACGCAAACCGUGUUUGCAGUAGCAGAAUUGGAGAUUUCAGUCCACAAAAUAUCAACGGCACAUCGCAGCAGAAGUCCUCAGAAAACACAAGAUCUCCUUUAAUGGCAGUUCACCAAGAUGGUUCUUCCCAGGAAAAUGAUGCAUGUGAUGAAUCAGGAGUAGGAAACAGGGCAAGAAGCUUUGGGGACACAGAAGCCUUAGUCAAAGAUGAUAAAUCCAAUGAUAAAAGCAGUGGUGCUGCUGAUGGCAAUGCUAACCAUCUUUUCAAGUGUCACGCAUGUCGGGAAUUCUUUACUCAUAAGUCGGCAUUGAGUGUACAUUAUAAUUCAGCCACUCAUAUCCAAAAGAUAAGAACAGGAGUAGGGAAUGACUGUGAUUCCUCAACCCCUGUCCUUGCUUACCCUUAUGUCUCUACCAAACCGUACCAGUGUGAUGUGUGCCACGUCUCUUACUUUUAUGCCUUUGGCUUGGAGAGCCAUCUAAAGUCUGUAUUGCACCAGAGUCGUACCAGGAAGGCUGGAAUUACUGCAACUAAUUCCAAAAUCAAUACAGAAACCGGAGUUGUUGUGGCAAACCUGACAGGCACCACAGUGGCUAAUGCCACACAGUUAGCUAAUACUAAGAACUGUAAUUGUGGGACACAAGCAGAGAAGCUUCAAGUUCAGCCUGCUUCCUCAUUGCUUCCCACUCCAGUGGUGUCGGCUCAGGCAGUGCCUACAGUUCUCCCUCUCCUAACAUUAGCUCCAAACUCCGUUCCACAUGCCAUUGUCCCGUCUGUCUUUCCUCCACCAGGGACUUCAACGACUCCACUAAUACCCCAAACUCAAAUGCUAAUGCCUCUUAUCAUGAAUGGGCUCCAACCCCAAAGUCCAUCCCCAGAAGGCCCUCAACAAAUUUUGCAGCAAGCUGUGUCAGUCCUUGGUCUCUGCUCAGCACAGCAUGCUCAGGAACUUGGCUCAAGUCAAAGUCACUUGGCAGCUACCAGAGUCUCCAGUGCAUCUCUGAUACCUUUACAAAUGAAUACAACUGUUGAAGGGGCAGGAGUGAAAAUUGAAAUCAAAGAGGAGCCUUGUGAUCAAGAGUCAUCACAGAUGACGCCUAGUACAGCAGAUGCUAUCACGCAGGUGGGUUUAAAAGAAGAGUAUAAUGGCACGUGGGAUGGAAUUGAGGAUAGCGGAGUGUGUAGUGAUGAGCAUCAGAGCAAAGCCAAAGGAGUCAGUGUGGAGGAAAAUUCAAAAAAGCAAUGUUCUGAUGCAAAUAAAACCUCAACAAGCCAAAACCUUAAGAGUUCACAUCUUACCAACUCCAGUCCUGCAAAAUGCAACCCAUCACAUGCUAAUACUGUCUUAAUACCUUCAAGUACCAAGGUUUGUUCAAGCUUGUCCCCAGGACCUCCAGUACUAACUGAGUUUCAGUCGCAGGUUCUGUGGGCCUUCUUCGAGUCACGAAAUGAGGCCGAUUCAGUAAUUCCACCAAGAGAAGACUGCGAAGCCCUUGGUAAGGAAGUAGGACUAACUGAGGAUGAGGUACAAAAAUGGCUAGUGGACACCCAUUGCACCAAAAACAGGCAUCAUGCAGAUGUACGGUCUCACUAUGAGAGACAAGGAAGCAGUGAAGAGGAUGAAGAUGGUCUAAUGAUUGAUGAAAGUGGGGGAGUGGUUCUCCGUUCCACUACAGACUUCCUUUCAGAUGAAGAGGAUGUAGAUUAUGAACAGACCACAGUGGAUAACAAGAGAAAGAGGGGCAUGAAUGAGGGUGAUUCAGAAGAAGAAUCAGGAGGGGCAAAAUGCCAAUUUCUACCUUCAUUUAGAACAAGCUGAUCUUCCAGUUGACCCUCAAGGUUAUUCAACCAUUCAUGUAUUUACUGUUGGAGUCCAUGUUUCUGACAGAGACUGAGCCAAAGCAGCAGCCUUUAUAAUUACUUAGCCUCAGGGUCAAAAGUCAUUUCCAACAGACAGCAGGAGGUUGUAAUAUAUAUUAAACAUUGCUGUGGUAUCUUGUACUUCACUACUCAUUCGGUUCUGUUCUGUUUUGGAGAUGUUUUGAUGAACACGCACUACAGUUUUUCACUUUUUAGCACCUUCUAAUCUUACCACCACCCCCUUAGCUCUUCAUUUUGUUUCAUUAUGAUUUAUGUACAGUAUAUAUUAAAUCAUGUAUAAAUGUUUAAUAUUUAAAAUAAUGCUUUAUAUGGUA
Neoarius graeffei (lesser salmon catfish) is the source of this 2706-nucleotide messenger RNA. Its product is annotated as zinc finger homeobox protein 4-like. The record is from RefSeq and is a predicted model, not a curated record. NCBI's taxonomy places the organism in Eukaryota, Metazoa, Chordata, Actinopteri, Siluriformes, Ariidae. Gene Ontology annotation, molecular function: RNA polymerase II cis-regulatory region sequence-specific DNA binding; DNA-binding transcription factor activity, RNA polymerase II-specific. Gene Ontology annotation, biological process: regulation of transcription by RNA polymerase II; regulation of neuron differentiation; brain development. Gene Ontology annotation, cellular component: nucleus. The transcript has 4 exons. Bases 66 to 2330 code for a protein of 754 amino acids.